Messenger RNA from Plodia interpunctella (Indianmeal moth), 13480 nucleotides. It is a transcript of the gene gw, whose product is annotated as gawky. Gene Ontology annotation, cellular component: nucleoplasm; P-body. The transcript is spliced from 18 exons. Gene Ontology annotation, molecular function: RNA binding; protein binding. Bases 552 to 4448 code for a protein of 1298 amino acids. Gene Ontology annotation, biological process: miRNA-mediated gene silencing by inhibition of translation; positive regulation of nuclear-transcribed mRNA poly(A) tail shortening. NCBI's taxonomy places the organism in Eukaryota, Metazoa, Arthropoda, Insecta, Lepidoptera, Pyralidae. The record is from RefSeq and is a predicted model, not a curated record.
AGUUAAAUUUUGGAAAAGUUUUUGUGAAUCCUUUUGUUUAUGUGUUUGUGCUUUUGUUGCGACAUUUGGUUAUCAGAUUCCUUGUUCGAUUUGCCUGAAAUAGGUCGUGCUAACUUUCACUCUAGAUAUAGAUAGGCACUGUGGAUGAUAUAGUAUAGAUACAUGUAUUCGAGGCUCAACAUCGAGUCGUCGAGACUCAAGGCCGAAAUACACAAAUACCUAUGUAUCUACCUGCUAUUCGAAACGAGCUGACUGCUAAGCUGCUUCGGGAUCUGCCGAGCCCGCAUUAUCUGUGAUAUACAGCUCAGCCUCUCGUCCGUCCUAUAAGGGCUGGGCCAUUCGGGGCAAGCAGGCGAGUCCUCAGCAGCUUCCAGCGGUGACCUCCCCCAUCCUCUGUCACAGAGGCAAAAACACUGCUACCUGCUUUAUUGACUGCAUCACUACGAACCAUUGUUACUUAGUCUAUAAUUGAAACAAUAUGCAAUCUGUGAAAAUAAGUAUAAUGAUAGGUGGAUAUUGUAGAAAAUUAUUCUAUUUAUAAUAAUUGUCUGAUGUCUAAUGUUUCUGUAAUAUUAUGUGUUCCACAUCUAAUUAAGGAUAAUUGUUACUCCAAUAUUGAUACUGUUACCGUACCAAUGCAAUGUAAUUACUCCACCUCCAAGUUGGCGGUGAACACAAAUAAAUUUGGUGCUUUUGAGCGAGUCGAUGACAAGAAUGAAAGUCAGCGAGUUAGUGUAAAAAUGAUAGAUAAUAAUAUUUAUAAUGUAGAAUUUGUUGAUAGUACCCAACAAAACCAAAUGAUUGGCGAUACGCCUACCUACUGCAUUCCUUUAACGAUUAACGCCAUAACAGUCCAGGGUAUCUCAUACAGUGACCCGUAUUUCAGUAGCUUUAACUUAAAAUAUAAGAUGGCGUUUGGAGCGCCAGAGUAUAUGAACAAGUCUGAUUACGCUUUUAAAUCUUCAGUUUGUAUUAUACGAGAUGAGCCUUGCAAGUCGAAACUAUUAAACGAAAAGUCUGCUCAUAAUAUUAUAUGCAAAACGAAAACUCGAAUGAUCACUUACGACGACAAGUUAAGUACACAUCAUGACAAUAAUGGAGUCGGCAUGAAAGCCUCAGCUAUGAGAGUGUAUGCUGAUGAAGAUCUCACUUUGGACGCUAUGUUGGAGCUGACCAAAAAUGAAGAGCGAAUAACGAAAGCGAUGAGAAAAGAGGAAUUGGACAGUUGGGGUGUUCCGCGAAGAUUGCGUCUCAGCGGCGGUGGCGAGAGCUCUCUCAAUGCCGCCACCGGCUGGGGAAGCCCGCCGGCCUCCAACAACGCUGGGAAUUGGGGCGGAAACUCCGGCGGCCAAACAAAUAAUGGAUCUAACAAUACUCAACAAUGGAAUAACACAGCUCAACGACCUCCUACUUCCCAAGCCGAUAUGAACAGCAAUAAAGGGAAUGGGAACCAAAUGCCACCGACCAGUGCAGCUUCAGGGCAAAAUUGGCAAAGUUCCCCACCAAACAUGCCAACUUCGCAGCCCAACAACAACGGUGCUCCCGCAAAUAACGGCACUAACAAUGGUGGUAAUGGCAACAAUGGAGGUACGAAUCAGCCUAAUGCUGCUGGAAACGUCAAUGGCCCAUCACCUAACGGGAAUAAUGGGAAUUCCAUUACUGCUUCAUCUGCCAAAAUUGAGCAGCUCAAUUCCAUGAGGGAGAUUUUGUAUAGUCAGGAUGGAUGGGGUGGUCAACAUGUAAACCAAGAAACUAAUUGGGAUGUACCUGGGACCCCUGAACCGGGUGCAAAGGUCGAGCCAAAUGCUGCUGGUGGACCGGCAUGGAAGCCAAACGUUAACACUGGUGCUUUUCUCGGCACGGAUCUUUGGGAAGCCAACUUGAGGAAUGGAGGCCAACCGCCACCACAGCCGGCCGCUAAAACCCCAUGGGGUCACACGCCCACCACGAACAUCGGCGGUACUUGGGGAGAAGAUGAUGAUGCAGCUGAGUCGGCUAAUGUAUGGACCGGUCCUCCUCCGCAGCAGCAAUGGCCCGCUGGUCCGCCACAGCACGCUCAGCAAUGGGCAGUGCCUAAGAAAGAUGAUUGGAAUGCCUGGGGCGAGCCCCAUCGGCCCGCUGACCCGCGUUUGGAUCCGCACCGCACUCCCGACCUACGCCAGCAGUCUUCCGACCCCCGUCACGAUUUGCGCGGAGGGAUCUCCGGCCGGCUCAACGGCGACAUGUGGAGCCAGCAUCAUCAGCAUGCAGGCGGUCCUAACAAGAUGAUGCCUGCCGGCGCUGUCAACCAGUGGGGAGCUCAGGGCCCCAAAGAUAGCAUGAAGGGAUCAGGUUGGGAAGAGCCAUCGCCCCCGGCCGCGCGUCGCGCCGCCGGCGGUUUCGAUGACGGCACGUCUCUGUGGCAGCGCAGCGGCAUGCCCAUGGCCGGCCGCGGGGCGCCGCAAGGCCCGCCCGUGGCCCAGCGCAUGCCGCCCACGCCCACCAAGCCCGACGGCGUGUGGGGAGCUCACGGCCAGCGGAACGGCACUUGGGAAGAGCCCCACGCCCCGGGCUGGCCCGAGCGCGACGCCGCCCCCGGCUGGCCCGACGCCGCGGCGGGCCCCGGCCUGUGGUCUGUCCCGAAGCAGAAGCCCGGACCCGGGGGGUGGCCUGAGGACAUCGGCGAGUGGGGAGGACCCAAACCGCCUCAAAGCGGUCCGCUUGGCAAGCAGAUACCGAAAGAGAUCAUUUGGAACAGCAAGCAAUUUAGGGUGCUUGUGGAGAUGGGUUUCAAGAAGGAAGAGGCCGAAGCCGCUCUGCGCAGCCGCGACAUGAAUGGUGAAGAAGCCCUGGAGGUAUUGACCAACGCCCGCGGGGAGCAAUGGCGUCGCGACGAGCAGUUCCCGGGCCACCACGGGCCCUUCCAACCCCCGCCCUCUGUGCCCGCUGUGUCGCCGGCUGUUGUUCAGAAGCUACUCAACCAACCGCCUCCACAAGCUGUGCAGCAUCAUCAUUCGUAUCCUAAUAGUGGUACCGGCACAGGCCAGCCCAGCGCAGCCCAGCUCCGCAUGCUAGUCCAACAGAUCCAGAUGGCGGUGUCGGCCGGGUACCUCAACCAUCAGAUCCUGAACCAGCCGCUCGCCUCGCAGACACUCGUGCUACUCAACCAGCUGUUGCAGCAGAUCAAAGUACUCCAGCAACUGACGCAGAGUUCGCUGACGAUGUCCAAGGGCAACACGUCCCUCGCCUUACAGUACACGAUGCAAAUCACCAAGGCCAAACAACAGAUUGCGGCUUUGCAGAACCAAAUCGCAACCCAGCAGGCAUUGUUCAUGAAACAGCAGACUGGCGGAGGAGGGGAUAUCUUCAAGCAGAGUCACGACCCAUUGUCGCAACUUCAAAACAAUUUCAGCGAUAUGAGCAUCGCUAAGGAUUCUCAACCGGCCUACGGCGCCAGCGGCAACCAACAGUCCCGGCUGAACCAGUGGAAAUUACCAUCGCUGGACAAGGAUGGUGAAGGCUCAGAGUUUAGCCGAGCCCCUGGCACGGCCAAGUCUACCACCAGCCCGCAGCUCGGCCAGUUGGCACUGCAGCCUGACUCCACAUGGGGCGUGGGCCGCAGCGAGGGCUGGGGCGACAGCGGCGCGGACGUGGCCGACGGCAAGGACGCGUGGCCGGCCCAUGUGGCCCACCAGCCCGUCUACGAUCUGGUGCCGGAGUUCGAACCCGGCAAGCCCUGGAAGGGCAAUCAGAUGAAGAGCGCCGAAGACGACCCGGCGAUGACUCCGGGGUCGGUGGUGCGGUCGCCGCUGUCGCUGGCCGCCAUCAAGGACACCGACAUGCUGGGCGGCAAGACCUCCCCUGUCGGCGAGAGGCUCCUCUCCUCCUCCACUUGGAGCUACGCCCCGCCAGCCACUAGCGCAGGUCCGGGGGCAGCCGUGGGCGCCGGCGCUGCGCUGAAGCCGCCGGCGGACGCGUGGGGCGGCGCCAAGCCGCGGCCGGCGCCGCCGGGGCUCAGCAAGGCGUGGCCGCAGCACCACGCGCCGCAGCAGCGAGUGCCCGUCUGGCAGGCCUCCACCUGGCUGCUCUUGAAGAACCUCACUGCUCAGAUCGACGGAUCUACAUUGAAGACGCUGUGCGUGCAGCACGGCCCCCUGCAGAACUUCCACUUGUAUCUGAACCAGGGCUUCGCCCUCGCCCGCUACUCCACUCGCGAGGAGGCAGCUAAGGCUCAAAUGGCCCUGAACAACUGCGUGCUGAGCAACACGACGAUAUUCGCGGAAUCGCCCGCCGAGUCUGAAGUGCAGAUGAUCCUGCAGCACCUCGGCAACGGCGGCGGCGGCGGCUGGCGCGCCGGCGGCAAGGACUGGGCCUUCCCGGCGCUGUGGCCCGACCACGACCAGCGCGCCACGCCCUCCUCCCUCAACUCCUUCCUCCCCCCCGACCUCCUCGGCGGGGAGUCCAUCUAAACGGCGUCCGUGGUGCGCACUCGGCGGACUAUUUCGUCUGAGCUGAGGUCGAGAGGUGAAUUUUGGACUAUGUCAGGUUGAGAAUCUAUUGUGAAUGUUGUCUCUGCCCUCUCCGGCUGCAGCCUCGGGAUUGGAUCUCGAUGUCUCCGGACGAGCGGGCGCCGCUCGGAGUACGCCGGUGUAUAUUUGUAAUUACGCUUUACGCCCUUCGGGGCAGACUAAUUUAAUUCGCCUACUAGUCAGAUCGUGUCGGCCGCGCCGACCUGCCCGCAGAGCGGCGCGGCCGCGGUAGCCAACUGUCCACAAUACUAUUAUCUACUGUGUUGUAAGUGUUCAUGUAGAAUAUUUAGUGUACAUAAGAAUUAUACAUAUACAAGCAGACAUAUAAUGUAUCGACAGCUAUAUGAGUGGUCGCGGCGGGGUCGCCGAGUGAGACCCGCUUCGCCGCCGCGCCGUAGAUAUCAUCGUCGGCUCGAGAGCUCCUGUAUCUACCAAAUAAUGUAGGUCGUUGUAGAGUAUUGCGUCGCGGGCUACCUCAGUCACUCGUCCCGUGGCCUUAUUUUAGUGUGUAUUUAUUUUGUUGCGCUCCCGGGCUGUUGCUGUUUCGCCCGGCGAGCUGUUGCGUUCCGAGUUUCUUUCGUGUUCGUUUUUUUUUAAUUUUUUUUCUCGUUUUAUCCAUACUGAACGUAUUUUAAUUAUUUAUUCUAUUUUUGAAUUCUCACUCGCGUUAAGCUUUCGGUUUCCAAUAGUGAUAUUUUUUAUCCAGCAAUAAACGUGUAAGUGCAUUUCACUAACAAAACGUUUUAUAAUUAGUUUGUAAUUUUUAUAAAGUUAACAAAAUUUUGAAAUUAUGAGAUUCGAAGUGCAUUCUUGUAGUGGUAAAUUCCUUUUAAGCCGUAUAGUCUGAGAUGGAAAUGAGUAUAACGGUGAGCGGCGCCGGGGGCGGCGGCCAGUGAUGCUAGUAUCUUGCCUAAAGUAAGGAUAAUCUAUUUUGUUGAGCGCCGCGCCGCGCCGGUGCCCCCGCCGACCUGAAAUUUCCCCAAAUUAUUUCCAGUAUUUGUGAUUCAAGUGCCACUUUAUGUUUAAUAUAUGAAUCGAUUAUCUAGAAUAUACGAUUAAUAUAAGGGUAACCUAAUAUAUUAAAUUGAAAAUUGUUUUAUCAUUUUAUAUUACAUACAUUUGUGAGAAGUGUUAUAAUAAAAGUACUAUGACAGUAAUUUAAAAUAUUACACUUUUGUGUAUAGGUAAGAAUAAAGUUCUAACUUAAAUUUAGCCAUAUCAAUAUCUAUUUAAUAAAAGAUUUGUGGUAUUUUCUAUAGGCUCAAUUUGAACGUUAUUCAAAGUGACAUAUGCUUUAGAUAUUCUGUUAAUAAUAUACUUGUAGUCGUAGAAUCUGUGUCGGUAUUACAUCAUUGUAGAUAUAAGUUAGAAUUUAAGCCCUAUCAUAGGUUUCUAUAAGCAUACUGCUGAUAUUUACGGCAACGAUCGCACGUUAAAUGUUCGAAAGUUUAUUUACAUUUUUAUUUACUUUUUAAUUUAUAAUGGUGUGCCACAGAGAUACUCUGCCAAACUAUAUCAUUACCAAUAUAUUGGGCCAGCUGGCAAGCUAGGCCUCGCCUGACGAGACUUCAGUCACCGACGGACCCGCUUUCGGUCGCCGCGACCCGGUCACCGCGAUCGAUUACAAAAAGCGAAUGACUAUAUAAUGUACAUUGUAUCUGUAUUUCAUGCAUCUUCCAGUGAUCUUACGAUUAAACAUAACGAUUUAGUGCUAAGUUAGGUGUAAGUAAUCGCUGUACCUUGUUGGGCCUCGCGCUCGAAACUCUUCACAAACUAAUGGAUUAAGUUAGGAUCGCGAUGUUGGAUAUAUUCGUGCGUUAUGGACUCUGAUCGCUUUGGACCUGUAGUAGUUCUAGUGUUAACUAAAUGUUUCGAUGUAUGAUGUGUUCAUUUAGAACCAAAAUUAGCAUUUGUCAUUACUACCUUAUUAUCUAUAGGGACAGAGUUUAUUCAAUUUGCAUGAAUUGCAUGUUCUCCGUUGCCUUAGCAUGAAGUACGUUAACCACGAUUUUGUUCAACGCGGGACUUUUACUUUUUCUGUACCAAAUUUUGUAUCACAAUAGCGAAAUGGCACAAUAUUUAAUCAAACCAAAUUAAUUUCGCCUUUCGACGGGGCCAUAAUAAUUAUCGAUGUUAGAUUGCCAAAGAGUGUGUAUCAAAGAUAGAUGUCAGGAACAGCAUUGCAUCUGUGCUUAAUGGCGUUUCUUCCAAAUUAUUGAAAUUAGUUUCGCGGUACGGGUUUUUGAUCUGAUGUUCCUAUAUCAUUCGUGUUACGUCUAUACAACAAUAGCGCACGCAAACAAAUAGGCAAUGUCAAUUCUAUUGUUGUCGAGCUCAAUUUAUGUGAGGGUGUUUCUUUUUACCUGUUUAAUAAAGUAAAAAAUAAUAAAAAAAAUAUAUAAAAUGAAAAAAAAAGUUAUUUUUAAAAUGAUAUUGUUCUGUCCACCUCUACACCGAUAUUUCUAAAUGCCUCGAUUUCAGUAGUUUACUGGUUAAUGUGAAUUUAAUGCAGCAAUAAAUGUAAUUUAAUUUUUAUAUAAAUUUUCCAUUUUUAAAGUUAGACAAGCCGAGUAAACGGAAAGUAUAAUGAUCCAGUGCCCUGUAGAAUAUGUUGUCCAAUAGAAUAAAGACGAAAGAAGUCAUGCCUUGAAAAUGUUUAGUCAGUUAAUGUAAACAGUACUUAAAUAAUGGGUAUAUUAUUGUAAAAUGGACAUAAUGUUUAGGCGUUGUGGUAUAGUGGUGUUAGGUCUUGUUAGAGGCGGCGGGCGACUGCGUGCGUGCCUUAACGCUUGAGUCUCGCGCGGCUCCUUGCGUCGGCGCUUGUGAUUCGCAUGCGUGCGUCUCACAUGGACGUUUGCGCUAGAGCUUGCUCGUUACAGACGGGCAAGACAGAUGCUUGCGUUAGCGCAUGCGCGUCGCGUCGCUCUUGGCCACGGCCGGACGGACAGCAAGGUUGUGAGAGGCGGCGUCCUCGCGCCGCCGCGUUUUCUGAAUCUCCUCUCGGUUCAAUGACUGCAUCAUUUCCUGCACACAGUUGCGCCACGUGCAAUUUAGUCUGUGUUAUUAUUAUGUUGUUGUAUAUUUAUAUCCUACGUCUAUUCUGUAAUAUGUAUAUAUUGUGAAAUUUAUAUUCGUAAAAGAUUUAAAUACGCUUCCUGCUUCACUUUUAACAUUUUUUCGUGACUUGUUUCUGUUAUUUAGAAUAAAUUUACGUACCUAAAAGUAAUUAUAAUAAUUAUCAUAGGUGUAAAAGUAAGAAAAAGAGAAAAAAACUAAAAAAAAAAGAAAAAAAAAAGAAAAGCAAUUAAAAUAAACCAAUGAUUGUGCCUCAAUGAACUGUGGUACGUUACCGUAACCGAUGGCAGGUGUAAUCGUUUCCUUCAAAAGUUUAUGAUAAUGAAUUGUGCGCUAGGUACCGCUCGUCGCAGUACGUGACUAUCUGUAGACAAUAUAAGGCGAGCAGGGGCCUGGGCCCUCGCCUUGUGUAAUCGUUAAUGAGCUUAGCUAUGUUUUACUUUUAUUGUAAGUGUUAUGUCAUCAAUCAGCAUUUUAUAUAUAUACCAACAUAUGUGUAAAUAAUUUUAUAUAUUUUUGGUUUUCAUGAAGUUUACCCGAAUUUAACGUUUAACUUGAGUUGAUUGCUUUUUCUUGUCAGGUACGUUUAUAAAUCACGUGGGUUUUCAAUUAUUCCAUAACACUUGAAUGCCAAAGUCGAUGUCUAUGCCAUUAAACGACUAAUGUUCUUAGAUAAUCUGCGUGGAUCUCGGACAUCACAACAAACUAUUGAUCGUACAAAUGGGAGCCAUUUAUUUUAAAAACAGCCGCCGCGGAGGUCGUUGUUCUAUCCAAGCUGCUCUGGUACUUAGCUCAAGUAUUCAAAUAGUAGUUUGCUCAUAAUAUUGUUGUUAAUUUAAUUUUUUAUUAUCUCGAUACCGCGACGCGCGAUCGCAGUAUGAGCGCUAGUUGACAAAUCUCAUACUUACUCAUUAUUAUAAUUAUAACGAACAGCAUUUUAUCUGCAAAAGUACAAUUAUCGAAACAUCGAUGAAUACUGCACUCGUGAGUCGCGCUCUAUGCUUUCCCUUAGUGUGGAGUAAAAUUCUAAAGUUAUUUUUAAUGUCAUUUAGCUUAUAUUCUUGUAACGGACCAUUCUUGCGUCUUAUUGGCGGAUGACAGCGUUGCGUGCUGUUGUUACACUUUCACGUUCUAAUCUUAUUUGUACGUACAGCAUAUCUCGCAGUUGUCACCCUACUUGAUUUUAAAUUCCAUUUUUUAAGACCAGUUACUAUUGAUACUAUUUUAAUGACAACGAUUUUAUCAUAAUUCCAAUAAAUCUAGUAGGGUGAGCUAUCACUAUAAAUACACUUUAUAGUGUUGUUAUGUUGAUUUAUUUUAGUAUAUUCAGAAACGCACUGUACUUUAUAACCGGCACAUGUUACUUAUUCUAUACUACACUCGAAUUUAGGGACCAAAACGUACGGCUUGUAAUUUUUUUUUUGCCGAACAGUCAUUUAAUUGAUCGAUUCAUGCCAAAAGACAUUCUCAUUUUCCAUUGUUGAUAUUUUUCCGUCGCACAUAAAUCUUAAUGACGAAGUUACUGUAGUGAUAGUGUACAUACAAUAUCAGGAUGGCCUUUUAAUUUAAUAAGGUUAAAGUUUUGCUUGUUGUCUUUAUUUAUAUAUAUUUUUGUACGUAGCGUCGUCGGCGUAGGGCGUACGGAUACAAUAGCGCGUUAGGUGAUAUCGACAAAGAAACUAGUCUUCCUUAUGAGGGAUCGUGAUCGUGGCGGAGAUGACGUCGGCACAAGAGGCAAUCAUUCCUCUAGUCUUGUUAUGUGGUGCGUUAAGUGAAUACCAAAUAUAAAAUAACGAAGGCUUAUUGAUGUAGUGUAGGGGUUAUGAUAGACCGCCCGAGCAGCUUGGACCCUGUCAAAUGUUACAAGGGAAUGGUUGGUUAGUAUUAUUAUAAUGCAUUUAUUUCUCUUUUUAUCAUAGUCACUCAAGCAUAUAUUUUUAAUUAAUUGAGCUAAUGCCUAAAAUUGGAAUAUCAGAGUUUAUUUAGGAUGUUUAAUAUUUUACAUUUUAGUGUUUAAAUAUCUAAAAUUUACCUUAAUUAUAGUGAAUGGAUUUUUGUAUUAUUGGUAUAUAGCUGUAAGUCAAAGGGUGUUCUUGAUAACACAAACAACUGAUUAAUACAAAAUAAAAAAAAUUGUACUGAGUGACUUUACGUGUAAACAGAGGGCCAUUGAUAAAAUGUUGAACUAAGCUAAAUUUCUCUAUAUGGUAAUUUAACUAAAUGUGAUUGCUGAAAAUAUUUUUAACUGCUAUAUGUAUAGUUAUAGAUCAGUAAGUCGCCAUUACGUUGGCUGGCUGAGCGGUAAUUUGAGAAAUGCAUUAUGCACCUAUGUAAAUAUGCGUUCUCAAGACCGUCGGCUGCGGCUACCUUAUGGACAAGUAAACGAUUCAGUGUAACCGCAUUUGAUCCGAUCUUUCGGUAUAUAGUUAUGUAUAUAUGUAUGUGUAUCAGGGCCAACCCCCCACCCGACAGUUAAUUGAUGCAGUAGACUCCACUGCUCACUAACUACCACACUGCUUCUCUAGUCUCCCUCGCAUUCAACCUUUGCUAUAAUAAGCUAUGUUGACGAGCAUAAUUAACAAUCAUAUCCUAAUGAUUCUAGUUUAUAUUCGUAUUAUUCUUUCAUUAGAUCUCUGUUGUACCUGUGUGAAAUUGUUUUUAAUCAAUGUUCAUGUACUGUAAGAGAAGUGAACUGGUCUCGACGUCACCUUGCUAGAUUCGAUAUACGUAAUCGCGUAGUACUAUACUUAUGACCAAAAUGUUCCGUUCGAAAACAAAAACCUCUCAAUAUAUGUAGAUAUCCUUGUCUAUUGGCGUCAAAAAUACUCUGCGGUCUUAAAUUAGUCACUUUUGUACCUUGAUUGUACUUGAAUAAUAACCUAGUAAGUGAGGAACGACUAAUCCAAUUCUGAAAUAUACUUAAUUUAAAUUUUGACAGACUGAUAUCUGUGAUUAAGAAAAUAUUUUUAAUAUUGUCCAGUGAGUCGGAUAAAUAUUUAUUUUAUUAGAGAUUUCCUACUGCCACCGGCACAUGCUGUAUGUGACGAGACACGAUGCUUGUAUUUUUUUACUUUAGUAGUGUAUCGAUGGAAUACAAUUUCAGAGAGCAUGUAACUGUGGACAACUGCUGCCUUGUGUUGGUUUAGGUUGUACAGAGUUAUGAACAAGCUUAUAUUAGUGAAUAACCCCACCAUAUGAUAUAGCUACCUAUCCCAAUGAAUGGAAGCAAGAGUUUGUGUAAUUGUAACGUGUUACAACUACCUUCGCGUACAGAGACUGACAUUAAUAAUAAAACGAAAUUGUUAUCUAUACCACCGAUGUCAUCUGAAACUUGUUUCCCUUAAAUAUUUGAUCUUGAACGUUGCAUAUCGACUACAUUUCUAAUUCGAAUUAUUUUGUAUUCAUAUCCGUAAUUCCCAUAUGAGUUAAGUUAUCUAUAUAAAAAAUCUUAAGUUAUCAUAAUAAUUGAAACUAAAUUGAAUGCCUGUAGUGUCGUAGUGAGUGACAUCUCUAAAUAAAAUAGAGAAUUACAAAAUUGGCGUUGUUAUAAUGAAAAUUAAUAUUUUUUGGUACCACCUUUGAGUUAAAGUACAACGUAGUUAUAAAGCGUGUUUCAUUGACGUAUGUAUUCAUUGUAACAAUAUCAGGAUAUUGCUAAUCGAUAAGUUAGAUUAGACUUAAGCUGUCUCGUCUCACAUUACACCAAUUAAUAAUUAUUCUCCUUGAUAUUUGUAUUGGAACACUUAUGUAAUAGGCAGAUACUAAAUUAUUCAUAAUUAUAUCAAUAGGCUAAAAUUAAAAGUUUUUCUGUGCAACUGUGAUGGGAAAAUUUUAUUCUAGAAAAAAAUACUAGUAUUAACUGAGCUGAGGGUCGCACGUACUAGUUUCUCGCCGUUGUGGAAGAUACUGCUAACAAAUACUCAAUGGUAUGUCUUUUGCUAACGAACGAGGAAUGAAGUCUUAUGGUACUAUUUCUGGGACCCGAAGUUCAUUGUGACUUUAAAAGUUGAACUUUUCAGUCUUUUCGCGCAAAGGGUUGUGUAUUAUUUUUAUGUAGUACAAAUGUGUUUGCAAUUUGAUUGCUGCUGUAGUGUUCCUUAUGUUCUUAUUCAAAUUAUCUUUGUUGGGUAUUUAUUUGAAAGAGAAAAAAUAAAACAUAGUAUUUUCAAUGUCUAAAUUUGUAUGUGUAAUAAUGGUCUUAAAUAUGAGGCAUGCGUAACUUUUGUCAUAGUUUUGUAUUAUCGGCUGCCUUAAUAGUAAUACGUGUAUCAAUCUGUAACCAUCCUCUACGUAAGUUGUGUGGGCGAUUCUUGUAGCUGUUGAGUCGCCUGUGAUCCGUCACGUACCAAAUAAUAGAGUAGCAGGUGAGGCGCCGCGGUUCGCUAACGAUUUCCGACCGGGCAAUCGAAAUAAGGACCAAUUACGUUUUUUGAAGAGUCUAUUGUGGCCCUUCAAAAUGCGUAAAAUACUUAUGAAGGGUAAAUUACGUGCUCAAGAAUGCGUAGAUUCAUAUUUUCAAGACUUCAAAAGUCGAUAUUAAAUAUCCAAGCUUAUGUGACGCGUUAUUUUUCCUAGUCAGUGUUGGUCCUUCGAGCCGGAUAUAAUCGUAGCUGACGCGGCGCCGAAGGCCGUCGACAGCGGUUCAAGUUCUUUAUCUAUAUUACCUCAUUCAUUAACCUCACAUAGUGUGUCCUAUAUCAGACUAUUUAUCGUCUCUCCGUACUUAUCACGCUCACUGCACUGUUAUUUGGUACACAUUAAAUUCUCUUUAAGUUAAUUUAAGGUAUUUAUCGUGAAUUUUAUCAGUGUAUCAAAUAGUCCAUAUAUUUUCCUGUUAUUUUUCUGAUACUAAAAGCAAUGUAUUUUACAAACAAAACAGGAGAACAAUAAUUAUUAUAUAAGUGUAACAGUUAGUGAAUUUAAGUGUGCUAUUUUUCAUUCCAGAACUCAACGAUAUCAAUGUUCUUGUAAUACUUAUGUUCGGGUUUUAAAAAGAUGUUAUUAUUGUAUAAUUAUUAAACUAAACCUUAUGUGAUUGAAAUGCAAUGUUUAGAAGUAUUUUAUUCUUUAUUUUUUACCAUUAAUUAAUAAAUAGUUAGUAGAGAUCUAUUUGAGAGUCUAAUGUAUCAAUUAUUUGUAAAGUUGGCUGUAACUAAUUAGAAGUUACAAUAAGUAGACAUAUUUUAAUAUAAAACAUUUGGAGCAAAUUUUAUGUAGAUGACAAAUAGUUGUUUUGAUCAUUAUGUGAAGUGUUGUAUCGUAUUGUAUCGUAUCGUUAGCGCAAUGUGUACGCACAACGGUGAGGCGGGUCGAGGCGCACGGUAGAGCGACGGCCAAGUGCCCGACCGCGCCGCCUCGACCGGUAGACCCUCGACACUCACUGCACAGCACUGCUAGACUAAUUCAGUUACUGCGUAAGGAUAUUUUUCUUACAUCUCUAUAAGAAUAAUGUUUAUAGUAUAGGCAAUAAAUAAUAUUUAACAAAAAGUCCCUAUGUAAUCGAACUGACUACAGAAACGCAUGUUAUAUUUGUGGCCUCUUUAUGAAUAAGAUCUAAGUUACAUGUUAAAGAAAAUUAAUUUUGCUAUGCACAGAAAUGAUACUCAAUUAAUUGCCAAAAAGUUAUAUGUAUAUUCAUAGUUCAACAAUAUUUCUUUUGGGCAUAUUUACUUUGAAUUUAUGCAAAAAUUAGAUUAUGAAUAAGUAGGUUGUAGAAUUAUAUGUAGAGUGGGUUGCAUAUUAUAUCUAUAUAUUUAACGUAAGGUGAAUUUGAGAGCUAUCAAUUUCUUGUAUUGUUCAUAAGUUUAGAUAAUAAAUGGGUUUAGCCAUACUUCGGCUGGUUUGAUAUGUAUGUUAUCUGAUUAAUUGUAAAAAAAAAAUAAAAAAAAUCAUUAAAA